CGCGAUUUUUCUAAACCUUCUCAUCGAAAUUCAUCAGGAAAGCAACACAAAACAAGGAGCCAAUUAUUAUUCCAGAAAGAUUCUGAAGACUUUAAGAUUCGAGUGAAAUAAUUAUUUUUCUUGUUUUUUUUUUUUGUUUUUUUUCUGUAAGAAUAUAUUUCUAACACCACGUAGUGAAACAUAUUGCAAAAUUUUGUUUUGUUUGUUUGUUUUUUACAGACAAAGCGAAGUAUCUUUUUAUUGCGUCCAGUAUUCAAAUCACUUCUCAAGAUUGAGUGACGUCAUCUUGAAUUGUUUGUCGAUUGCAAGCAGCACAAACAUCCGAGUGAUAACUGAAAUCUCUGAAUUAACAUAUAAGAUACAAAGAAGGGGGUGUUUACAUAUUUCGUUGAUGACAACAAGCGGUUGCAACAUUAGAAAGAGAGAAAAUACUCCUUUUUAAAAAAUAAAUAAUAAUCCCUCUCUAAAUAAUUAUAUUUAGUUAUAUCUAACUAACAAAUGUAUUCAAACUCAACGGAUCUUAAAUUUUCGAAUGAGACUACAAAAGUUUCCUUGCAGAAUAAAAUUGGUGCAGAAGCCUGCAACGUACUAAUGGAAUUACGUAACACGGGUCAGCUAUGUGAUGCAGUGAUCAAGGUAGACGAAGAGUCUUUCAUGAUACAUCGCGCCAUCUUAUCUGCUUGUAGUCCCUAUUUCCGAGUGUUGUUCACAAAUGAAAAAUUCGAGAUAAACCGUCAAGAAGUCACCAUAACUGACAUCACAGUCGACAUAAUGCGAUCCAUUAUUCAGUAUGCUUAUACUCAGGAUUGCUGUAUUAACCAUAACAAUGUCAAAUCUCUCCUCGUUGCGGCUGAUUACUUCAAUAUCAUAGGUUUACUAAGAAUAUGUUCUGAAUAUCUCAUAUCGCAAUUAAAUGCACACAACUGUAUUGGAAUUGAGAAAUUCGCUCAAACAUAUUUCUGUCAAGAACUUCAACAAGUUGCCCAUAGAUAUCUGAUGGUGAAUUUCAGUGAAGUCUACAAAGUUUCCAAUGAGUUCUUGCAGUUGAACGUGGAUAAUGUCUGUGAAAUAUUCGCUUCAGACGAACUCAAUGUUAGAAGUGAAGAGAUAACUUUUAAUGCCAUCGUAAGAUGGGUAGACCAUGACCCAGGCAGUCGUGUAGCACGCAUAGGCCAGUUAUUGCAGACAAUGCGGUUAGGCCUUCUAUCUACCGAAUACUUUGUCGAGAAGGUAAAAAGUCACGAAUAUAUAAAAGAUAAUACAAGUUGUAAACCGGUCGUUAUCGAAACUCUGAAAUUUCUCUGCAACCUCGACGUAGAGAAAGGGCUAAAAAUAAACCAGAAUAAUCAUAUAACACGUCCAAGGCUCCCGCACGAUAUUCUCUUUAUAUUCGGCGGCUGGAGUGGAAAUAGUACAACUAACAUAAUUGAGACUUAUGACUCACGGGCCGAUCUGUGGGUGAAAAAUACCAAUAUUAAAUCUGAUUACCGAGCGUAUCAUGGUACCUGUGUUUUGGACCAACUGAUUUACAUCAUCGGUGGCUUUGACGGUACAGAAUAUUUCAACAGCGUUCGUUGUUUUGACCCAAUCAAGCAAGUUUGGUCAGAAGCUGCUCCAAUGUAUACCAAACGGUGUUACAUCAGUGUGGUGGUGCUACAUUCCUUUAUAUAUGCCAUGGGCGGCUACGAUGGCCAAGUACGUCAGAACACGGCUGAACGCUACAACAAAAGCAAAAAUCAAUGGAGCUUCAUUCAACCGAUGCAUCACCAACGCAGUGAUGCCAGCGCUACAGUUCUCUACGAUAGCUGGGAAAAUGUCUCCGAAAUGGACACGCCGAGAAGUAAUUUUGCAAUCGAGGUUUUGGAAGGCAUGAUAUUUGCCAUAGGUGGAUUUGAUGGUUUCAACACCAUUUCCCGUGUAGAAUGUUUUGACACUGUCUCAGAGCAAUGGUACAAAACUGCCAGUCUGAACAUCAAUCGGAGUGCCCUUAGCGCAUGUGUCAUCGAGGGUCUCCCCAAUGUCAAACCGUAUAUUAGCGAGAGGAACAGGAAAGAAGGUGGUGUAGGCAGCAAUUCAAAACCAAAUUUCUUACAUCCAGAAAGCAACCGUUACUCUCUUACAUAUUAAGAAAAAGGAAAAAGAAACAAAACAAUUUGGGACUGACAUACAAAAUUCUACUGAUACAAGGAACAGCAGACAGACAAAAGUACAUUAAUGAUGAUAAUGAUAACGAUGAUGAUGACUAUGAUAAUAAUUAUAAUAAUGAUAAUAAAAAUAAUGAUAGAGAAAAAAUAA
Octopus bimaculoides (California two-spot octopus) is the source of this 2295-nucleotide messenger RNA. RefSeq names its product kelch-like protein 10. NCBI's taxonomy places the organism in Eukaryota, Metazoa, Mollusca, Cephalopoda, Octopoda, Octopodidae. The record is from RefSeq and is a predicted model, not a curated record. Gene Ontology annotation, molecular function: protein binding.